Molecule: messenger RNA, 1354 nt
Organism: Helianthus annuus (common sunflower)
Lineage: Eukaryota; Viridiplantae; Streptophyta; Magnoliopsida; Asterales; Asteraceae
Product: pentatricopeptide repeat-containing protein At3g14580, mitochondrial-like
Exons: 1
Coding region: 56-1255 (399 amino acids)
Molecular function (GO): protein binding
Source: RefSeq, a predicted model, not a curated record
AAUUUAUGUUCGUAUUAUCCCAUUCUACUUCAAAUCAAACCCUAAAAAAACCAAAAUGAUUCCUCGUUCAAUCAGUACAUUCACCAUCAAUCUUCGAACAAUCCAUCUGUUCUUCAUUGAAUCAACAGGGCAUUAUUGUUAUCAUUCAAUAGCUCCACUUAAUUCUUGCAAAAAACCAGAUCCUCUCGACUUACGCAACCACAAAGACUGGUUAAGCCCAACCGAAGCAAUCAAGAUUUUCGAAACCCUAAAAGACCCCAAUUCAACCCUCAACGUUCUCGAUCAACUCUCCAAACGAAAAGAUUACAAACCCACUGAAACCCUUUACACAACCGUCAUAAACAACCUUUCAAAAGUCAAAAACUUUGAUGGUGUUGAACAAGUAAUGAAGAGGAUCAAAUUUGAAAAAAGUUGUAGACUUUCUGAUGAGUUUUUCUACAAUGUGAUGAGGGUUUAUGGGUUGGGUGCUGGGAGAAUUAACAGAGUGAUUGAAACGCUUUUGGGUAUGCCGGGUUAUGGCUGUUGGCCGACUGCAAAAACGUUUAAUUUCGUGUUGAAUUUGCUUGUGAAUACUAGGAAUUUUGAUGUGAUUCAUGAGGUUUAUGUGAGUGCUGGGAGGUUAGGUGUUGAGAUUGAUGUUUGUUGUUUGAAUAUUAUGAUUAAAGGGUUGUGUAAAAAUGGGGAUGUGGAUGCUGCACGCCAAGUGUUUGAUGAAAUGCCUAAACAGGGGUGUCAGCCUAAUGUGAGAACUUUUUCAGCUUUGCUUCAUGGGUUAUGUGAGAAUAACCGCGUUGAAGAAGCGUUUUCGUUGUUGACGAAGAUGGAAUCAGAGGGAGUCGAGCCGGAUACGAUCUUGAUGAAUAUACUGAUUUCGGGUUUGAGGAAAAACGGUCGAGUUGAAGAGAGUAUCGAGCUUUUCAAGACCAUGUUGCUAAAAGGAUGUGAACCCGUGACUAGUACCUACCAAGAGGUUUUGUAUGCGUUGCUCGAUAGCCGAAAGUACACCGAGGCUAUGAAGUUGAUACGAAAAAUGUCAUCCAAGAAGAUGGUUCCAGGUUUUAACUCGUAUAAGUCGAUAAUCAGCGGUCUUUGUGAAGAAAACCGCGCAGAUGAUAUCGAUUUGGUUUUGAAACAGAUGAUAGAAGACGGUUUUGUACCAAAAUUAGCAAUGUGGAAGCAGAUGCUUCAGUGUAUAAUAUCUGAGAACACAUCUGUUGACAAACUAACAUUAAAAAUCAACAAAAUUUGUUAUUAACACUUCCCAUUUACAUAUGUUUAAGAAAAAAGAAAGUACAACAAAGGGUAAUCUUUUAAUGUCAAGAUUGAACUAAUGGGCUUUCAUGAUUGUUAUCAA